GGUGGGGCGCGGGGGUGCGGGAUUCUCCGUCUCUGCUCCGCAUGCCAGUCCCUGCCCCGCUCCCCCGGCCCGCCUUCGCGCUUCCUCCUGCCCCGGGUGGGAGUGGGCUGUAGGGAGCGGGGCCAGGCCGGAGGGCCGGGUUUGUGCCCACUGCGGGAGCCGGCGCUGCCGUCCCUCUGCCUCCCGCAUUUCGAGCGGCGCGUCGGCUGCGAGAGGCCUGCCGCCGGGCUGCUAUGGGUCACCGACGCUCCCGAGCUGCUCUGGGUUCCGCUGCCAGCCGGACCUACCCCGGCGGGUGGCCGCCUCGGCCCUCGGCCCCGGGAGCGCGGCGACGCCCCAUGCUGCCCGUCCUGCCCGGGUGAGCCGCUCCUCGCUCUGCCGUGGGAAGAGAACGGGGGAGCGGUGGCCCCAUGGCAGAGGAUGUUGACCCAAAGGCAUAUCAAGAAGCAUUGGAUAACUACUGUCCACACCAAGGAGGUGAUCAGUUGGUACUGCAAGAGGAUGAGGAAGGCACAAAUCAGAAUAACCACAACCAUGUGGAUUCCAUUCUCUCCUUAGAGAGCUGUUUACAGCUUAUGUCAUCGCAGAUGAGAAACAUGCUAGAGGUGAGUUUACUGGAAGAUACACAAGUUGCUACCUCAGGUAGCAGUCAAGAACCAUCAUCCUCACACUACAACGCGAGUUUGAUCCAGACACGCUGCCACUGUUUCAGUCCUCACGAGGCCACGCAGCUGAAAACAGAGCCCCCCGCUGAAUCAAAUCCAGAAACGAGGCAUUUACAAAGACAAGAUUGGUUUCCUCAGUUGGACUCCAGUAUCACAAAUCCAGACUCACUACUUCAUGGGUCACACACGACAGGGCUGUUUCCAGCUGCUGACUCUGAAAACUUAACCGCCCAUGAUAAUUUUGACGAAAUUAGAUUAAUGGCUUUGGCUUUAGAGGACAGCUCUGAUCCUAUAGAAAUUUCUCCACUUUUUGAGGAAUCUGGCCUGGAUUGGGCACUCUUUUUGAAUUCAAGUCACAGCACUGCCUGUGACUCAGUCAGCAGUGAAGGUGCUAUUGGGUACAACAGUGAUACUAAUUCCGCUUCUUCAUAUGACUUAGGAGCCAUUGCUGGCCAUAGCAAAGAACUCACUAAACAUGACCACGUGGAACAUCCAGGCGAUUCAGAGUGUUCUAGGAAAGCCACACUCAAGCAGUUUCUUCAUAAACAAACUUAUAAUCAGCUGCCAAGUCAAGCAGCAUCCAGCCAAGUUCAUCAACAAGUGUGGAUGAGGCCAUCAAACAAAGUAAAGGACAGCUGCUGUAAAAGAACUGAUACAAACCUUAGCAGCGAUGAACGGCACGCAGAAUCUCUAACUGUACCAUUUUCAGUUGAUGAAAUCGUGAGCAUGCCUGUUGACUCUUUCAACACCAUGCUAGCAAAGAACCACCUAACAGACACUCAGGUAUCACUUCUGCGUGACAUCAGACGAAGAGGCAAAAACAAGGUCGCUGCCCAGAACUGCCGUAAACGCAAACUGAACGCCAUUCUGAACUUGGAAGAAGACGUGUGUAAUCUUCAAACACAGAAGGAGAGCCUUAAAAAGGAGCACUCUCAGUAUAGCAAAUCAAUCAUCCGGAUGAAGCAAAAGUUGAAAGACUUGUACCACGACAUUUUCAUUCACAUGAGGGACGACCAAGGUAGGCCUGUUAACCCAUGCCACUACGUCAUCCACUACAACAGCGACGGCAGUGUUUUCCUAAUACCCAUAGUCAAAUCAGAACAGAAGCAGGGUAAGGAAGUGGAGCAGAAACAAAAACGUGGCUGAAGAUCACAUACAUUUUAUUUUUCUACAAGGAGUGGAAGACUGCAUCUUCCAAGGGUCUGACAAACCCAGACAGGUGUGAUGUUAGAGUAUCUACCAGCUGAGGCUUCUGAAUGAGGAAAUGUUUAGUUUUAAUUAAAGGGGCUAGGCCAGCAGUGUAGUGUAGUUGUAUAGACCUAUGUAAAACUAGUUUCAUUUCAGCUGAUGGAGUGGGGAGAACAUCAGUGGGGCAAAACAGAAAGCUUUACAGUGCACAAGGAAGAAAAACAUGUUUGAGUCUUCAGUACUUGAGUCUUCAUUACACUAAGUGACCUUAUUAUUCUAGUUUAGCACUGAAAGAAGUGUAGCUCAAGUUCAGCUUCACUGUGAAUUUGUAUUCCCAAAAGAUGUUUUGCAUUUGUCCAGAACCAUUCUGCUGUUUUUAAAGUAUCUUCAACGUUAUGGAUUUAAUUUCCCUCAGAUCAUUAAAUUAAACCAAAUUACUGUUUAUCUGCACUUGUACUAAUGAGGUUACACUCUGACAGCUGCUUUGAAUGAAGAGCAUUUAGGUUUAGUAUUUAUUUAUACUAUGAAAAAGACAUUUUAGUCACUUAUGCACUUAGAACCACUUAGCCUUUUCUGUUUUACAGCCCAGAAAGGGUCUGCAGAAAACUGUCCUAAAAGACAUGCAAUUGAAUCACAGAAUUGUUUAGGUUGGAAAGGACCUACAAGAUCAUCAAAUCCAACCAUUAACCCAGCACUGAUAAGGCGGCAGCAAUGUUAAGAGGUGUACUGGUCUGCAAAGUAUCAGUGAUUGUUUUAAAGAUCAACAACUAGAUAGCAACACUCAAUAGAUUUUGUAAGCAAACUCCAUGAAAGUAAUAUAUAUAUAUAUAAAAAAGUAAUCAUUGGUCAUGCCAUGACAGUGCAGCAUUACAGCUAUGCUAAAAAGGCACUUGGUAUCAAACAGAGAAAAACUACACAUACAUGCAAUAUGAAUUUUAAUGCUAAACGAUACCAUUUCAAGGUGAAACUCUGCCAUCAACAUAUAAAUGUUUGUUUGCACUUGUGUUUACAGUAACUGGUCACAUCAAUCCUUUUUAGAAAGGGAAUACUGCCUCAGAGUUGCAAAAUGUACUGAAUUACUGAUAAUUAAAUCAGCCAGUUUGAACAAACUGCAUUUCAGAUUAAAAAACUUUUAAAUAUUUAAAUGUGUGCAUCUGUUAUCAGUUUCACCACAGCCUCAAAUCAACAGGGUAAACUCACAGUGGAAACUCCUCAGGCCCUCUGAGUUCUUGCUGUUUGUUAAGCAUCACUAUGAAGUGCACCUGUCUUAACUAGCAUCCACAAGGAAUCUACCGAAUCAAUAGGUCAGCAAUUCAACCAAAAUAUGCAACAAGUAACAGGUACAUAUGAUGAAUAUGAACUUUGUUUCUAGUUUCAGGGGGGAAAAACAAGUAAUACAGGUCUGAGUCAGUGCAGCUGUCCUAUUUUAAAUGCUUACUACAUCAAUUGAAAGUCUAUGCAUGGCCUGCACACACAAAUUCUAGUAAGCAUUAGAUUAGGCUUUUAACUGAUGAAACCUGAAACCCAUUUUUACUGGUUUAGAGCCUUGCAAACCAAGUUUCUAGUCUUAGGAUGAAAGAGAGGGAGAAAAAGAAGAGGAGAAAAGGCUUAGCCUUGUGAUGCUCAGUCUUUUAUAGAGCGCUGUACAUUUCUGUAAAGCCAGCUGCUAAUGGAAGUAAAGCAGACAGCCCAACUGGGCAACAGUUAACUGAAAGCAAGGAAGCAUGUUGUAACUCUUGAGUUUUGGAAAGCAAACCUAACAAUGCAGCAUAAUCCACACAAAGCAAAGACAUCACUCCCGGCCCCAUCCCAUUCCAUGUCAAUUUGCAUAUGAUAAUGUACUGUUAACUACCCUCGGCAAACGUGCUCUUUAACUGCAGUUUAGUGUCAAUUUCCAAGGUCAGCUAACAACUACACAUCUACAAAACCUCUCGGGUGAGUUACUGAGCAGACUGUGCACAAUUUUAAAUGCUGGUGACACGAGAUGAAAACACUAGGGCUGGAUGUACUAUGUACUUUUUCUCAAACCUUCACCUGCCUACCGAGGGAGGACAAAACUGUAGGUGAAGUUCAGAACAAUGUCCUGCCAGUUUCCCAUUUCAGUGGGCUCCAUUUUUACCCCAAACCUGGCAGUACUUCUCAAGUGUCUUCCCAUUGUGUGACUAGCCUGUAUUUACACAAAAGCAUCUCCAAACAGCAUUGCCUUGGCUUUUAUUUUCACAUCCUUAUUUGUGGAAGUUCAGCCAUGCAAGCAAGAUCAGGUUUUGCACUAAGCUUUCAUCCCAGAUAAAGGGUUCCCUAGACCACUUUUAGUAUGUUCCUGUACAGGCCUUUCAACCUAUGCACAGAAA
Molecule: messenger RNA, 4204 nt
Organism: Pogoniulus pusillus (Red-fronted tinkerbird)
Lineage: Eukaryota; Metazoa; Chordata; Aves; Piciformes; Lybiidae
Gene: NFE2L3
Product: NFE2 like bZIP transcription factor 3
Biological process (GO): regulation of transcription by RNA polymerase II
Cellular component (GO): nucleus
Molecular function (GO): RNA polymerase II cis-regulatory region sequence-specific DNA binding; DNA-binding transcription factor activity, RNA polymerase II-specific
Source: RefSeq, a predicted model, not a curated record